CCCUCUGUCGCCCCCCGUCCAGCGCACACCCCUGAAAAGUUGUUGAUGCGCCCCUCCCGGACCUGGCCAAAGCCCCAAAAAUUGUCGUCCCCAGCCAAACUCACCCAACCAAAGCUCAUCGCGCCCCAAAGAAAACGCCGUCAACACAAUCCGUCGCCAACACGGUGUACCUGUUGCUCAUCCCCACGCUCCAAGGCACAUCCACGUAGCGCACACACACCUUCUCACAUUCACGCCUCGUGCUGAUCCGGUACUGUACCGCCCUCAAUUCUUUGUCCCCGUAACCAACAAGAACCACCACGGUCAACACCACCACCACCACCAUUGCCACUUCCGUCCCUCCAGUUGGCUCCAUCUCUUGUCUUCAUCCUUUCCUACUCUUUUGCAGCUCCAAUCCCUUGAUACCCACGUAGUCCUGCUCCUCCCGCCGCCAAGUACAUUUCGCAUAGCCCGCUGCACAGCUCUUUCUGUCAUCCACGUUGAACCUCGACAUCGGCCCAGACGACUGUUCCAGAGUCCAAUUGCUCACGCAUAGCCCCUUAGAAUAGUUCGAAAAGCGCUUUAGAACCCCGUCGCCCACAAUGUCUGCAAAGGCGAUUCUCGAGGCCGAUGGCAAGGCCAUCCUCAACUACCACCUCACGCGAGCACCCGUCAUCAAGCCCUCGCCCCUUCCCCCGCCCACAACCCACAACCCGCCGGCGAAGAUGGCCACCAUCCACUUCGAGGAGGGCGACGACAUCAACGGCGUGCUCGACGCCGCAGAGGCAAAGUACCCCUGGCUGCUGACCCCAGGCAUCAAGCUUGUCGCGAAGCCAGACCAGCUGAUCAAGCGUCGAGGCAAGAGCGGCUUGCUGGCCCUCAACAAGACGUGGCCAGAGGCGAGGGCGUGGAUCGCCGAGAGGGCGAACAAGCUGCAGAGAGUCGAGACCGUUGACGGCUAUCUGCGAAAUUUCCUCGUCGAGCCCAUGGUGCCACACCCACAGGAAACCGAAUACUACAUCUGCAUUCAGUCUGUUCGAGAGGGUGACUGGAUCUUCUUCACCCACGAGGGUGGUGUAGAUGUCGGCGACGUAGACGCGAAGGCCGAGAAGCUGCUCAUCCCCGUUGACCUGAAGGAGUACCCGUCGAACGAGGAGUUUGCCGAGACGCUGCUCAAGAAGGUACCCAAGGGUGUGCACAACGUCCUGAUCGACUUCAUCGCUCGACUGUACGCAGUAUACGUCGACUGCCAGUUCACAUACCUCGAGAUCAACCCUCUCGUCGUCAUCCCCAACAAGGCUGGUGACGGUGCAGACGUCUACUUCCUGGACCUGGCAGCUAAGCUCGACCAGACGGCUGAGUUUGAGUGUGGUGUCAAGUGGGCCAUUGCUCGCUCCAACACCGCUCUCGGCCUCGCUCCAUCCGCACCGACAAGCGGAAAGGUCAACAUCGACGCCGGUCCACCGAUGGAGUUUCCUGCUCCCUUCGGUCGGGAGCUGAGCAAGGAGGAGGCCUACAUCGCCGAGAUGGACGCCAAGACCGGUGCUUCGCUGAAACUGACCAUCCUCAACGCUGAGGGCCGCGUGUGGACCCUUGUCGCCGGUGGCGGUGCUUCUGUUGUGUACGCCGACGCCAUCGCGUCUGCAGGCUUCGCGUCCGAACUCGCCAACUACGGCGAGUACUCUGGUGCGCCCACCGAGACGCAGACCUACCACUAUGCACGCACAGUGCUUGACCUCAUGCUGCGUGCACCGCAGCGACCAGAGGGCAAGGUGCUCUUCAUUGGCGGCGGUAUUGCCAACUUCACAAACGUGGCGUCGACGUUCAAGGGUGUCAUCCGGGCGCUGAGGGAAGUAGCACCCCUGCUGAACGAGCACAAGGUUCAGAUCUGGGUUCGUCGUGCUGGCCCCAACUACCAGGAAGGUCUGAGGAACAUCAAGAGUGUCGGUCAGGAACUUGGUUUGAACAUUCAUGUAUACGGCCCUGAUAUGCAUGUGUCUGGCAUUGUGCCUCUGGCUCUGAAUGGCAAGAAGACGGACAUUAAGGAGUUCAGCGGUUAAAUUGUGUCCGGGCUUUGCUCGAGCGAGCAAAACGAGAAGAAGAGCCAAAUGGCGAGAAGGCAAGCUCAAGAGUGACGAGUAGAGAGAAUCCACCGAUGUAACAUGUAUCUGAACCCUUUUGUCACGACCGGGUAGAGGAUGGCGGGGAUAAAGAAAAGGGGAAACCAUGAAAGACCCGAAGGCAAUCUGUCAUACGCAAAAACGUUUUUGAAAUGAUGACAAGGCGGGAAGGGGUUUCUUUUGAAUCUGUCGGAGAGAGAGGUUUGCAAUGCAUAUGUAUACAUAUAUGCAUAUCACACAUAUAUAUGUAUGUAUAAUAUGCCCACCCUUCUAUCUAAAGAAGCCCCCCUUUUUUUUGAGAAAAACAAAAGCGUCGACCUCUGGAAGCAUUCGUGUUUUUGCUUCUUCUACCGCUACAGAUAACAAAAGAAGGCAGGCGAACGCAUUCGCCCGUCCGUCGAGGUGGCGCCUUCUGCAGCCCGUUGUCGCCUGCCGGAAGCGAGAGAGACGACG
Messenger RNA from Verruconis gallopava, 2552 nucleotides. RefSeq lists its product as uncharacterized. The record is from RefSeq and is a predicted model, not a curated record. Gene Ontology annotation, biological process: succinyl-CoA metabolic process; tricarboxylic acid cycle. Gene Ontology annotation, cellular component: succinate-CoA ligase complex. Gene Ontology annotation, molecular function: succinate-CoA ligase (ADP-forming) activity. The coding region runs from base 582 to 2039 and encodes 485 amino acids. Lineage: Eukaryota; Fungi; Ascomycota; Dothideomycetes; Venturiales; Sympoventuriaceae. The transcript is spliced from 4 exons.